AUGGCAGAACUAAAACAGGUUUCUUUCACUCCAGAUGUAUUGGCAAGAAUAGCCCCGGACGUCUCUCUACAACGUCAUCUAUCCAUUGGAAUAAGACCCAAUUUGCGCAAUUUUACCGAAUUUAAAGCAGUUGAUUUUGGUAACAGUUCUCAAUUACAGCAAAAUGAAAACAACAUCUUUGCAUCAUCUAUUGUGAAAAGUGGAUCUACUACCGUAAUUACUACCAUAAGUCUAGGUAUUGUCGAAGAUUUGGGCAAUAAGCACAAACAACAGCAUGAAGACUUUGCCACUGUUUACCCCCAGGUUGAAAUACUUCGAGGUAGAGCCGGUGCACCGACAGAUGAAGAAAUGAUCAUCAGUCAAGAUUUAUUUGAAACUUUUAGACAUUGCAAAGUUAUCCCCCAAGAAAGUUUGAAUAUUGAUAAUAUUGGCAUCAAGAUUAAAGAUGAAGAAACUGGCGAGGAAAAAAUAUUGUAUGCCGACUUGAAUGAAUCACAAUGGCAAUAUGUCAAUUUGUCAAGCAUGCAUAGUAAACCAUUCCAGUUUGUCUUAUUGGCCAACACUAAAGUCUACCUGAAAGAGGUUUCCACAAACUCAAUCUUUGAUUUAUGUUUUGCUUCGAUUUUGAAAGCAUUGCAAGAUUUGAAGUUACCUAGAUGCUACGUUAAUGAUUCAAUAAGUACCAAGAUUUCCAUCAGAUCCAGAAAAUCAAAUGCAAGAGGCUUGGUGGAUACGAAUAAAGGCGUUUUGAAUUUAGAUUUGAGACUAGAGUCACAAUCUCAAUUACAACUAAAUGUAAAGCCGGGUACUAUAUCAAGUAAUUUUGGUGUGAUUAAACUAGACAAGAAAAGGAGCAAAAACGCUGAACAAGGUGGAGAUGAUGACAGUAUGGUUGUAGAUAAUGACGACGAAAAUACUGAACCAAUUUUGUUGACUGACUUGGAAGGUGAAGCAGAAGAAUCGACCAUAUUGUCAAGGAUCUCCGUUGUUAAUAAUUCGCAAACGAUAAACAAGAUUAGUCUAGUCAGUAACGGUGAUGUUACAUUAGAGACCCUUAGGCGGGCCCUCGAUGUAGCAAAACAAAGAUCUAGCUUGUAUAGUUAA
Lodderomyces margitis is the source of this 1104-nucleotide messenger RNA. RefSeq names its product exosome non-catalytic core subunit. The transcript has a single exon. Lineage: Eukaryota; Fungi; Ascomycota; Pichiomycetes; Serinales; Debaryomycetaceae. Gene Ontology annotation, biological process: U4 snRNA 3'-end processing; U1 snRNA 3'-end processing; nuclear mRNA surveillance. The coding region runs from base 1 to 1104 and encodes 367 amino acids. The record is from RefSeq and is a predicted model, not a curated record. Gene Ontology annotation, cellular component: cytoplasmic exosome (RNase complex); nuclear exosome (RNase complex).